Molecule: messenger RNA, 1125 nt
Organism: Trypanosoma cruzi
Lineage: Eukaryota; Euglenozoa; Kinetoplastea; Trypanosomatida; Trypanosomatidae
Product: mucin-associated surface protein (MASP), putative
Exons: 1
Coding region: 1-1125 (374 amino acids)
Source: RefSeq, a predicted model, not a curated record
AUGAUGGCGAUGAUGUUGACUGGCCGUGUGCUGCUGGUGUGUGCCCUCUGCGUGCUGUGGUGCGGUGCCGGCGGUGUUUAUGCGAGGGACCUCGACAACAAGGCACUGGGUGGCUGUGUGGCGUCGGGAGUGUUGGGUAUGAAUACAUCGUAUGUGCCGAACGGAUGUAAUAAAUACAUGCCGAUGCCGCCUUUGCGGUCAGCACUGCCUAUCCCUGCCAUACAAGCCGAAGUUGAGCAGGUAAGUGUUACUACUCAGGAUGGGACCAAUUCAACCUCAGACACUGCUCCAGAAUCUGGUUCUGGAGUUGGAAGCGGAGGUUCUCCGGGCCCUACUGCUCCUGCUGCUGGUCCAAAUGUUGUUCCAGGUGCUGGUGGUCCUGCUGUUUCAGGUGCUGCUGGUCCUGCUCCUCCUGCUCCUGGUGGCGUUCCUGGUCCUACUGGUCCUGCCGGUGUUACUGGUGGUCCUGGUGGUAAUACUGGUUCUUCCGGUGCCACGGAUGUUCUUGGUGCCGCGGUUUCUUCUGAUGGUCCUUCUUCUUUUCCUGCUGCUAAUUCUAAUGCUGUUUCUCUUGGUCUUCCUGCUGGUUCAGAAAAAAGUAAUGCGGGUUGCGGAGAGGAGGCGUCGGAUUGCGGAAGUCAAGAAAAGUUGGAAAAGUCAAAAGUGGAAAAUCAGGAAUUGGAGGAAUCCAAAACACAAAAACCUCCAGCGACACAAAAUACGAAAUCAAAAGACAAUGAGGAGAACUCAACGGAAGCAUCAAGUACGGAAUUGCAGAAUACGGAAACCCAACAAGAAAUAAAACCGCCAGUAGAUGAGAAUGACACUACGAGCACCGAUGCAUCCACAGCGGUUGCCGCACAGAGUACAUCGGCCGGCAGUCAAGAAGAAGCAACUGAGUCAUCCUCCGAUGGCAGUCAUUCUCCACUUCAGGGGGAAGUAUUCACUGGAACGGACACUCCCGAGAAUGCUCCAUCUCCGGCUGCCGCGGAAGCAGAAAAACGCCAAGGAGAAAAUGUGACGAAAGAUGGCGACAGCGACAGCAGCACCGCGGUCUUCCACAGCACCUCCCCUCUUUUGCUUCUUGUUGCUUGUGCGGCUGCUGCUGUGGUGGUGGCCGCGUGA